This is a messenger RNA of Coniophora puteana RWD-64-598 SS2, 411 nucleotides long. Its product is annotated as ACN9-domain-containing protein. Gene Ontology annotation, cellular component: mitochondrial intermembrane space; mitochondrion. The record is from RefSeq and is a predicted model, not a curated record. Lineage: Eukaryota; Fungi; Basidiomycota; Agaricomycetes; Boletales; Coniophoraceae. The coding region runs from base 1 to 411 and encodes 136 amino acids. Gene Ontology annotation, biological process: succinate metabolic process; mitochondrial respiratory chain complex II assembly. The transcript is spliced from 4 exons.
AUGCAACGAAGUCUGGUCCGCCUGGCGGAAAACGUCUCUGCAAAGCCUCUGAACCUGCGCGUGGCAAGCGCGACACUUCUCCCACCACUUCCGUUAUACCGAAGCCUGCUUCGUGCACACAAACGACUCCCAUACGAGAUGCGAUCGCUAGGGGAUGACUACGUCAAGGCGGAGUUUCGAAGACACAAGGAUGUUACGAACCCCGUGUACGUCAUGGGCUUCCUCUCGCAGUGGAAGAUGUACCUCGACCAGCUACCGGAAGACCCGCAGGCAAAGAACUUCAAGAGGAUGGACGCUACUGUGUUUGAGAAGAUGUCGCCGGAGCAGCUUGGUCAGUUGUACGAGCUCAUGCACGCUACGAAGAAGGUCUGGAAGACGCCAGAGCAGCAGGAACAGGAGGCGAAGUCAUAG